Ochlerotatus camptorhynchus is the source of this 4886-nucleotide messenger RNA. RefSeq lists its product as uncharacterized. The transcript has 14 exons. Gene Ontology annotation, molecular function: kinase activity; protein binding. The record is from RefSeq and is a predicted model, not a curated record. Lineage: Eukaryota; Metazoa; Arthropoda; Insecta; Diptera; Culicidae. The coding region runs from base 108 to 4886 and encodes 1592 amino acids.
GAACCUAUUGCGACAAUCUGGCAUCUGGAUAGAAUGAUAUACAGCGCGUGUCGAACCGCGACUAGUGACAACUGUCUGAGAAUUGCGAGCAACAAAAUCGAACACUAAUGGUGGUGCCGAAGAUAGCUCCUGCACCCAUACAACCCGCCAAGAUGGCUCCCCCUGGUCCUCCCAGGGACCGUAGGAGGAAAACUCACGGCUUGUACUUCCAUUCAUCACCACCAAAAGUAUUACAAAUGAACAAUCAGAACCUACAACGAGACAAUGAUAGCAGAAAUAAAGAUGGUCUGAACAUAAAACCAUCCAACAUCAGGAUAUGGCUGCAUCAAAAGCAGCUAGCCAAGCUGGCCAAGGUGAUCUGGGCUGGACAGGGAAUGCGACUUCGAACGGAAACAUCACAUCAUCCAAAGAUGAAGCGAUUCCUGGAAUGUGUGCCACAUGUUAUGGGAGUCAUCAAGGACAUCCACCAAGCCGUCGUGGACAACGACCUUGAUACGUUGAAGGAGAAGACGGCCUCGCCGACGCCACGGAUCGUUUUGACCAGCAAGGAUGCUAACGGGUUGACACCGCUGCACAAAGCGGCUGGAUUGGCUCACACCCAGAUCGUCGAGUACAUUCUUUCGAUUUGGCCAAGCCUAGCAUCGAACGAGGAUCACACGGGAAAGACUCCACUGCACUGGGCGGCCAGUGCCAAGAACAAUGCGAGGAGUUUCAAUCUUCUUGUGCAAGCCGGUGCCGACGAGACUGCGCUGGAUCACAAGGAUAAGGCUGCCGAGUACUACAAGAACAGACCGAACGAGAUCGACCGUUCGCUGUUGACGGUGAUCCCGGAGGCACCGCGAAUAUCGCAGCAGGGUUUUCCGGCAUUCUUCGACUGGACCAUGUUCACACUCGACGAGGAUACCGACGAUAGCAACGGUUCGCAAACGAGAAUGAAACCCUUUUUAUCGCAAAAUAACUUACUAGAUAACGAUGUAAAUAAUUACAAUAGUGUUUCCAAGUCUAAAUCUGUGCACAAUCUCACUAACGGGACGCUAACUGUUCUCCCGAACGACGAGAGCGAAAGCGAGACCAAGAACAAGGAAGAAUCAACGGUGGGGGAAGAGGAACCGGAAUCAAAUCAGCCGGAAUCGACAGGUGCCGAUGCCGGUGAGUCAGAAAUCAACGGCAGAAAUGGCGGUUCUGACCCGGAUGGCAACGGCAACGAGGAGAUGGGCGAUCUGCUAGAUAUGGAGGAAAGUAGAACCCCCGAAGACACGAAUCAGGCUGAAUCAGAAGCGGCAGCGGAAGACAUUGAGUCUGCUGUAGCUCAAGCGGAUGCCGAUGAGAUAUCAAAGAAAACGGAAAUCGAUACAGGGAAAGAGGAUGUGAGUGGUGAAGACAGUGAGCAGCAAACGCAGACUGAAGAUCAAAAGAAUAAUGAGGAAAACAAGGAACCGAUUGAGGCUGAAAUGGAUGUUUAUCAAACGGAAAACAUUGAUGAGGUAAAUAAGGAUGUGGAAGCGGAAAACGAUGAUGGAAUGAACGAAGAAAAAGAUGAUUUAAAUAAGGAAAAUGGGCCUGGUAGUGCUAAAAGCGUGGCAGAGGAGAAACCGAAGGAGGUUUCUUCGAAUGAAAAUAACAUUGAAAAUGCAGUGGCAAUUGAAAAGCAAGAUGAAAGCAAACAGGUUCAGGGAAAUGGUGAACUUACCAAUGAUAGUUUGGAGAGUAAUCCUUCGAAAGCGAAUGAUGACUCUGAAGAGAUUGAACAAGAUAGCUUGAACAAACCUGAUGAAGAUGGUGGUAAUAUUGUAAAUGGUUUACCCGAAGCAGAUACUGAUAACCCAGUUGAUGACGUUGGCAAUGAUAGAUUGUCAGCAAAGUCUCGACAAUCGUCAGCAAAGUCUCGACAAUCAUCAGCAAAGUCUCAUAUUUCAAAUGACAACAAUUCUCGUAUAUCUACUACAACUCGUGAGACGUCUGCUAAGUCAGUCACUACUGAUGAAAAUGGAAACGCCCAAGACGUACUCUCAGCAAAAAGCAGACAAUCUUCGGCAAAAUCCGAAAGGAUUAUUGAAGCUACAGCGAAUGAAAUCUUUUCAUCAAGACCAGUUAGUGGUGUAAAUGGUGAUGAAAAUGAAGCAUCUAAACUUUCCGCAAAAUCAACCAAGUCUCGUAGGGGAUCGGUAAAACCAAUUUCCGCAACUAGUAGUAUGACCAAAUCAGCUGGAUCUAAGCACGAUGGGAAUAACAACAAUGAAUUGCAAGAACAAUCUAUUGAAAAUGGCGAUGAACCUGCCACCAUAGGUUCUAGUCCUUCAACGACAACUAGCCGCAAUGAACAAUCAAGCUCGUCUCGUGGUCAAUCGGGUUCUACUGUCCGCAACGUUUCAGCCGCUUCGGUUGUAGAGCGUCGUAGUUCGGCCAAAUCUGCCACCUCACAGAAGAGCCGCACAGCCACCGAAGAUGAAGAGGACGGCGACAAGAGUGACUCGAACGAUGAUUCAAAUCAGGCCGAUGUAGAAAUCGUUCAUUACAAGAAAAGUGAUGAGGCUGGACACGAUGGCAACGGUCAAUCCGGUGAACCAACCACCGCGGAAGUGAACGGCAAAAGUGAUGAAAAUGAGGCUCAAAAUGACACCAACGACGAGGAACCGAUCAUCGAACCUGCAGCUGAAACUAAAUCCAUUGCGCAAGCAGGGGCUUUCACAGAGCCGCCAAACGACCCAGGAGAAAAUGAAUCGAAUGCAGAAAAUACCACCGAAGCUUCCACCAACAGUGAUGAUGAUGAUGAUGAUGAUGAUGAACAGCAUGAAACUGUUGAAUCUCCCAGUCCUGCAUUGGAGAUCAAGGGAACCGUCGAGGGUGAACCGGAUGGAGGCCAACUGCACAGUGCACGACCAUCCGAGAUCAUAGACACGUUGAAUGGGCAGUCAGUACAGGAAACGAUAGACAACGGUGACAUGGAACAUCUGGCGGUGAUAGUGCUGAAUGGCGAAGGUGACAAGCUGCUAGGGCGACAUUCGGAACAAGCGGAAAUCCAAGCCUUUCUAGACAACGUGCCUUCCUACAUGAACAAAAUCCGUCGCGUCCACGUUGCAGCCCGAGAGGGUAGCCUGCGUGAUCUCCAAUCGGCGCUGGAUCGCCGAAAGUUUGCCACGGCUAAGGAUUCCAUUUCACCCCACGGUGCAACGCCUCUGCAUGUGGCCACCAUCUUCGGGCAUUCAGGUAUCGUUCGGUACUUGGCGGGCCGUUUUCCAGAAACUACCAGUGCCACAGAUCAUAAUGGUCGCACCCCACUGCACUACGCCGCAACUUUGAAGGACAACGGACAUUUCUAUAAGCUCCUGGCCCAUCUGGGAGCGAACCCAAAGGCUGAGGAUAAUUCAAACCAUCCGGCCGAGUUCUAUCUGGAUCACGAGCAAACCAAGGAUCUGCUUUCUCAUCGUCAACUGCUGCAGGACUACGGAGCAGAGGAAGAUCUGGCUGACUCUAUGCUCAACGAUCAAGUGCCCGACGAUCAGCACAGUGCUCGUCGCGAGUUGGAUGACGUUGAUACGUUAACUACACUGGAGCGAUGUUUCAAAAUCAUCCACGAACCGGUUGAUGAACUGAUGAAAUCCGUUUCGCUUCCGGUGAAUAGUGUCCCCGGUAGUGCAUCGUCAUUGAGGAUUCUCAUCACCUCGUACUUGGCAAGAUUUAUGAAGCGAAGUGUAUUCGACAAAAUAAAGAAGCGCCAAACCAAACUGGAUCACAACCUGUUUGAUGUGAUUUGGCCCGCAAUGAAGAAGGCCACCAAGGAGAAGAAAAUCGACGAAGAUCUUAACGUUGGAAUCGUGAUCCCGGACUACGAUGUGUUUGUCGUCUUUCAAGAGUUCCUAGUACCGCUUAUCAAGGACAUGCAUUGCAUGGAACUGCAACAAGACUUCGUUCCGCAUCCCCAGAUGCAGUUCUUUCCACGAUACGUUGUUGAGGACACUGGCAAUCAGCACGGGGAAAGCAACGGAAACGUACUUCGUGAGAAUCCCAGUGAAGUGCACUUGAAUCUGGAUACUUCCGGAAAAUUUAUUACCGGAGUAGUUAUCGAGUGCACCCGAAAUCUAGACGAAUACGAUUUUCCGUUAAACCACAGCAUAGCUCAGCUGGAAAAAGUAGAGCGAAUACUUACGUCUAAGAUUCUUUCGAUGGCAUUUGCCAAAGCUAUCGAGGAUGAGGAGCUUGGAACUUACUACACAAUGAAUGAAAUCCUGGAGAAUCCCUCCGAAAUUCGAACUAUCCUCGCCUCUUCCGGGCUAUUGAUACCCAUGUUAGAUUACACGGACCCAUACCAAACGGCUGAAUCGACCGCUCUCAAUGGAAAAUAUUGGCCUUACGGUCGUGGAGUCUACGUAAACCAAAGGCAAGAUCUGGUAGCUUGGAUCAACGCCCAAGAACACUUACGAAUACUGUGCUGCACGAGCUCGAAGAAUCCAGCCGACAUUGGCAGUGCAUACUCCAAGAUAGGGCGUGCCAUGAAUUUCCUUGAAGGCAAGAUCCAGUUCAAGCACAGCUACUUCCUCGGUUAUCUCGUCUCCCGACCGUCUUUCCUUGGAACCGGUCUCAAAAUAACCCUAUUCCUUGAACUGCCUCAUCUGCGCAAAGAACGUGAAAACCUGCGGCAUCUGUGCGUAGUCCGAGGACUUCACUUACUCACCUCCGACGAAAACUCCACGGUCCGCAUGAGCAAUAUGCGCUCCCUUUCGCAAACCGAAUGGCAAAUCUUCCAGGACUAUACCGGUGCCAUUACGAACAUUGUCGCUCUGGAGAAGGAACUCUCGAUGUCCAACUCGUUGCACAUUGCGGCCACGCUGUUGAAGAUAUUUCGUAAGAAAAAGAAUAGUUUGGUGGAAGCGGCGCCAACUCACUAG